UGUGAAUAAAUAAUUUAAUGUUACGCUUCCACGAGUAAACUCCAGUAGUUUGUACUCCAGCUUUCAAUGACGUUCUUGCGUAAGUAGCUUACAAGAUGGAGAAACCAGUCAUAAUAAUUUCUCAAGUUGCGAUCAUUCUGACAGCCUUAGUUUCUUUUAUAGCAGCACAGUCCACGUCUUUCAGCCCAACGCCAUCCAUUCAACAAACAUUUGCUGUUUCAAAUCAGACUGAGAUGCUUAACGCUUCAAUGACAACAAUGACAACAGUUCAACAUCAAAUAACAUCCGUUCAUGUUCAACCUUCAUCAACGGAAGUCAGUCGUCCAAACAGCAAAAUAAUGAGUACUCCUCCCAGCUCUACAGCAAAAGUCAACGAAGAAGACAAAAUAGAAGAGGAUGAGGAUAAAAAGAAAGAGACGGCGAUUAUAGCGGCCAGUUGCGGAGGAGCAGCCGUCGUGUUUAUUGGUUUAACGUUAGUAAUAUGGAAUCACAGAAAAGAGGGCAACACAUAACUAAAUGAAGUACUACUGAAACCUGAGAUCCUCUGAGUAGCGAGUAGCCAAGCAAUAUAAACACAAAUUAUUUUCCUGAUCAAUAGUUGCACUUAAAGCUUAGCGAAGUAGUUGCCUAAGCCAAGGUAAAUCUCGCGUCAAAUUGACGCAAAUUCGAAACACGAACUGGGUGCUUUCAGGGAAAUCUUGAUGGUCGUCAUUUUAUUUCUAGAUUGUUUUUGUUUUUGUUGUUUUUGUUAAUAGUAGUUUAGGCUAAUACCAGUUCCCACAUAAAUUGAGAGAAAAAUAUCAUUUUUGUAGCAUUCAAAAACUGUGAUCAUAACUACAGUAGCUACCCCAUACAUGAUCAGUCAGAUUGACUGAUCUUCUUCGUAGGCUUCUGCUUAGAAUUUUCAGGGGUUUUUUUUUGUUUGUUUCGCUUUUGUAAAGCUUUAUUGUCAACCACUCUCAGUGACUUUUAAAAUGUAUCAGGAGGAUAAAAACUACUUAACUUGUUUCUAAAUUCAAAGAAUAUUUCUAAUUUGUUUUCAUAAUGCAUCAAUCUGCGAUCAGCGUCAAAUUUAGUUGACGCACAUGUGUAAAGAGUUCUAUUUGUAUAGCAUAACACUCGUGUUUCUACCACUGUCUAAAUCAACGACAAAAGGCAAAUAAAUAUUUUAACAAGGAAGGGGGUGAAUAUGUUGACCUGAGAAGAGCAAAAAAGAUAAAAUUGAAGUAAUAGGGGGUUGAAAAGGUCAAUGUAUCAAUAAUUUUCAUGCCAAAAAUUUGGCUCAAAACUGUAAUAAAUAAAAUUGAAAACUGUUGACACUCAAUUAAAUAUGUACCAUCUUAC
This is a messenger RNA of Pocillopora verrucosa, 1344 nucleotides long. RefSeq lists its product as uncharacterized. NCBI's taxonomy places the organism in Eukaryota, Metazoa, Cnidaria, Anthozoa, Scleractinia, Pocilloporidae. The record is from RefSeq and is a predicted model, not a curated record.